Messenger RNA from Lodderomyces margitis, 579 nucleotides. RefSeq lists its product as uncharacterized. Lineage: Eukaryota; Fungi; Ascomycota; Pichiomycetes; Serinales; Debaryomycetaceae. The record is from RefSeq and is a predicted model, not a curated record. The transcript has a single exon. Bases 1 to 579 code for a protein of 192 amino acids.
AUGGAAGGUAUCGAAAACCACUAUCCUGAUAAUAGAGCAUAUCAACAAAUCAUAUCAACAAAGAAAGGCAUACUCCCACUUCAAGAAACUUCAACAAAUACCAUCAGCAGCAACAGUAUGUUGCGAAAUAACAAGUCACUCACAUCUCCAGUUAAACCAACCACUGAUCAACUUAAUUGGAAGAAAAGGGGUGCUACUUCACCAAUGCCUGCAUUAACCUGGCACAAUUCGAGGCGAAAGUUGACAAAGACAUCUUCAAUCAAAGCUGACGAAGAAAAUAUACCUCCAAUCAAGCAACUUCGUGAUAAUCUCAAUCUAGAGAAGCCUAUAGAUAAUGACAAAACCUCACAUGGGAUCCAAAGUACACAUCCCGUGCAGCAGAUAAAAACUACAGAUGAUAAUACUGCUUUCGCAGUCUGGCCACCAAAAUCACUCAUUGAAGUUGAAUUACAUCGAAAAUUAUACUUGGCAGAACACAGAGCUAAACAUUAUGAAGAGCUUUCCGAGUUUUUAGUUUUGGAAAGGCGAUUUCAAAUAGAAGCAGGUGAACUAAGUCAAUCACUUGCGCCCCACAAUUAA